AUGGAAGUACAAGCACAAAUUAAGGGUAUUAAGGAAUCAUAUAUUCGUGACCUCAACAGUGGUACAUCCUGGAAAGAUCUUAUUGACGUUGCCAAGAACAAUCCGCAAGAAUAUUCAAGUGAUAUAAACUCAGAGACUGUAUCUAAGUAUUUCGAACCAAAUACUCGUAUUAUUAUCGACGCACUGGAUAAACAAACAAAUUUUAGAGUUUGUAAAGGCUGUGGUAAACCUAUCCUAUUGGAGGCUAUUGUAGAUCAUAUUGAGAAUCACUGCUCGAAUUCGAGAGACCAAAAGGAAGGAACAGUUGGAGAUAUGGAUUCCUUCUCAGAAUCCUUAAUCAAUUCACCGACAAACGGAUCUAUUGAUGGUAGUUUACAGACAAAAGAAAAUUUAAAGAGAUCUUUAGAUAAUGAAAGUAGUGAUAUCAUGAGCUCUCCUGGCAAACAGGAUGCAAAGAAGAUGAAGAGUGAGACUCCUGGAAACUCGAAUAGGAAACCAAAGAAGGUGAAACAAAGAAACCCCACCGAUAAACAUUUGAUUGACUUUGACAAACAAUGUGGUGUGAAGUUGCCAGAAGGUGGAUAUUGUGCGAGAUCUCUUACAUGUAAAUCACACUCAAUGGGUGAUAAGAGAUCUGUGGUAGGCCGUACUGAACCAUUUGACACAUUACUAGCCGAAUAUCAUAGAAAACAUCAAACCAAGAUUGGUGCAGCUGCAGAGAAAAGGGCUAAACAACAAGAAAUGCAAAAAAUGCAGAAGCAAACACAAAGGGAUCAUAAAGACCAAAAGAAAACAACUCAAACGAAAACUGAUAAAAGAAAGAAGGCCUCCACAACAACCAAUAAAACUGUUAGAGGUACUGGCUCUAAUCGUGGAAAGAAUUCUUCUACUCAAAAUACUAUGAAUUAUCCAGUUUUGACACCGGAAGAAGAAACUACCCAGGUAUUGAAUGGUGUUUCGAGAUCAUUUCCACUACCAUUGGAAUCUAGAGUGUUAUCUUCCGUCAGGUACAGAACAAAGUACGUUAGAAUGAGAGAAAUGUUUGCAUCUGCUUUUUCUGUUAAGCCUGGUUUUUCAAAUCCAGGCUAUGGUGCAAUACAUUCCAGAGUUGGUUGCAUUGAUAUCGAUAGAACUACAGAUUAUAAGUAUAGAAUACGAACUCCUCAACCCGUGAACCAACAAGGAACUCAAAAUCUAACACCUCAACAAAUACAGAAAAUGCAGCAACAACGGAUGAUACAAAACCAAAUGCUCCAGCAAAAGCAGGCACAGAAUGCUCAACAAAUGGGUUUUAACAAUAACAACAAUAAUAAUCAAAAUAUAGGAUCCCCAGGUGCGAACAUGGUAAAUUCGCCAUCAAUCAAUAACCAGGACCAACUACUUCGGCAGACGAAGCAAACUAACUCGAAUGAUCUCAACCAUAUAGGAGGACAACAUCCUAUACCGAAUGUCCAAGGGCCGAGUUCCCCAGAAAAUAAUUUAAUAAACGGUGUUGGUGUGGGAAGCCCUGUGAAUAAUCCUCAAUCUCCAGGAAUGGGUAAUCUUCAAAUGGGUACUCAAAUGGUAGGGAAAGAUUCCUCACCAUCACAAUUCGGAGGAAGAGUAAAUUAG
This is a messenger RNA of Nakaseomyces glabratus, 1611 nucleotides long. RefSeq names its product deubiquitination module subunit SGF73 (gene SGF73). Gene Ontology annotation, biological process: regulation of transcription by RNA polymerase II; RITS complex assembly; regulatory ncRNA-mediated heterochromatin formation. Lineage: Eukaryota; Fungi; Ascomycota; Saccharomycetes; Saccharomycetales; Saccharomycetaceae. The record is from RefSeq and is a predicted model, not a curated record. Gene Ontology annotation, cellular component: SAGA complex.